UGCGGGCUCCGGCCGUUGCCUGAGGGCGCUCAUACCCGGCUGGAGCCUCGACUUCCUUCCCCGGUCCAGACCUCGUUGCUGUCCGGGGACGCCACUGGAUCUUCUCCUGGAUCCUUUCCCUCCUUAACCUGCAGAUUUUCUUUUUCCUUCCUCCCUGGCUCCGGUCUCCCAGCUCCGCGUUUCCCUCACCUACUCCCGGCCCCCAUAGCCGGCCAUCCUCAGCAUCCCACCUUACGCCCUCCUGGCUUCUGCCCCUCCUUGACCUCAAAUCCCUUGAUUAACAAGUCCCCGUCAUAACCCUCUCGCCAGACUCUCCUAAACUCAUAUUUCUUCUCUCUUUGCCAUCUCCUGACUCCCAAAUUCCAGCUAACCCUUGACCUCUUGACAUUUGACCCUGACACUCUUGACUCCAGACUUCUGCAUUUCUACCUCCUGCAGCCUGGACUGCUGGAACUGAGGCUUUCCCCUGAUUUUCUGACUCCGUUUCUGAAGCUCAUUUUAACUUUCUUACCCCUGGGCCAGUUCCUGCUACUGCUGUCCCACCAUGGACUUCUUGAUGAGCGGCCUGGCAGCCUGUGGGGCCUGUUUGUUCACCAAUCCCCUGGAGGUGGUGAAGACCAGAAUGCAGCUGCAGGGAGAACUUCAGGCCCCCGGGACCUACCGACGACACUACCGAAACGUCUUCCAUGCCUUCAUCACCAUCGGCAAGGUGGACGGCCUGGCAGCCCUGCAGAAGGGCCUGGCCCCUGCCCUCUUAUACCAGUUCCUGAUGAACGGCAUCCGGCUGGGCACCUACGGGCUGGCUGAAGCUGGGGGCUGCCUGCACACAGCUGAAGGCACCCUGAGCCCUGUCCGCAGCGCAGCAGCUGGGGCCCUGGCUGGGGUCAUGGGAGCCUACUUGGGGAGCCCCAUCUACAUGGUGAAGACACACCUACAGGCACAGGCAGCCACAGAAAUUGCUGUGGGGCACCAGUAUAACCACCAGGGCAUGUUUCAGGCGCUAAUCAAGAUUGGCCAGAAAUAUGGUCUGGUGGGGUUGUGGCGUGGGGCCCUGGGCGGCCUGCCCCGAGUUAUCGUCGGUUCCUCCACCCAGCUGUGCACCUUCUCGUCCACCAAGGACCUCGUGACCCAGUGGGAGAUAUUUCCACCCCAGAGCUGGAAGGUGGCUCUGGUGGCCGCCAUGGUGAGUAGCAUUGCGGUGGUCCUGGCCAUGACACCCUUUGACGUGGUCAGCACAAGGCUCUACAACCAGCCCACAGAUGCUCAGGGCAAGGGCCUCAUGUACCGGGGCUUGCUGGAUGCUCUGCUGCAGACAGCUCGGAUAGAGGGCAUUUGGGGCAUGUACAAGGGUAUAGGUGCCUCCUACUUCCGCCUCGGCCCCCACACCAUCCUCUCCCUCUUCUUCUGGGACCAGCUGCGCACACUCUACUACGUGUAUACCAAAUAACAACAGCCACUCUUCCAACACUCCACCAAGUCGGCACUCCUUCGACUCUUCUGACUCCAUUGUUAUGACCUGGUGACUUCUGACCAGAUCAUCCAUCAGAGGGCGACCACCAACCCCACUCCCCAUCUGUUUUCUCAGGGUUGAAUCCCUACAAGGGAUCGUUUCCCUCCCUUUCUUGGGUGUUGCUUUAAACCUUCCCUACCCGUACCCCUGUGAAUUUCACACCCCUCUCUCAGGGCUGAACCAGUCACUGCAAAGUGUAUUUCCUCCCUUCCUCCACUGCCGGCCUUGGGUCCCUUCUGAUCCCAUGCACAAUUUUAAACUCCACCGUCCAAGACCAAAGGGAAUUGGGGGGACCCAGGUGUUCUGUUGGAUUCAAAGGCGCAGAGAUUAUAUUGGUUAUAAAGCAAGUUUAUUUCUGCAGA
Aethalodelphis obliquidens (Pacific white-sided dolphin) is the source of this 1872-nucleotide messenger RNA. It is a transcript of the gene SLC25A35, whose product is annotated as solute carrier family 25 member 35. The coding region runs from base 545 to 1447 and encodes 300 amino acids. NCBI's taxonomy places the organism in Eukaryota, Metazoa, Chordata, Mammalia, Artiodactyla, Delphinidae. The transcript has 5 exons. The record is from RefSeq and is a predicted model, not a curated record.